This is a messenger RNA of Calliphora vicina (urban bluebottle blowfly), 638 nucleotides long. RefSeq names its product Late endosomal/lysosomal adaptor, MAPK and MTOR activator 4 (gene Lamtor4). Gene Ontology annotation, molecular function: guanyl-nucleotide exchange factor activity. The record is from RefSeq and is a predicted model, not a curated record. Gene Ontology annotation, cellular component: Ragulator complex; lysosome. The transcript is spliced from 2 exons. NCBI's taxonomy places the organism in Eukaryota, Metazoa, Arthropoda, Insecta, Diptera, Calliphoridae. Gene Ontology annotation, biological process: cellular response to amino acid stimulus; positive regulation of TOR signaling. Bases 68 to 454 code for a protein of 128 amino acids.
AUAAAUUCACCUUGGUCUUUGUUUUGAUUUUGUGUCGGAAAGAUAAUUCAGGAAAUUGCCGAGAAACAUGGAAAAAUUAGCUAAUCAAAUUGGUUAUUUAGUGCUUAAGGAAGAUGGGGCUGUCCUAGAAUCUGGAGGCGAGUUACAAAAUGAUGAAAGAAGUGCCAAUAUUUUCUUAGAUUUUAUAAAUCUAACUGAAAGUGUCGAUGAAAACUUUAUGCCAAACAGCAGUUGUGAACGCAUUUCCAUUGUGUACGAAGAUCAUAGCUACAACAUCUGUAUGUCCAACAGACGAAUCUACAUUGUGAAACUGCGUAAUGGGUCAUCGGCAGUUAGAGGUGUUGGCAUUGGAGGAGGCCUAACAGGCACUAAUUCUUCGGGUAAUGGUUUAUCAAAUAAUGGUGUUUUCGUGGAGUCUGAAGGCAAUUUGGGCUCAACGGCAGCGUUAACUUGAGAAUCCUCAAGCGCUGUCUGUUGCGCUUUCUGCGCCCAUAGCUUUCGACAGCGCAGUCCCACGGACAGUGCUUGUAACCCAUCAAAGGAUCGUACUAGACGUUUUAAUUGGAAAACACCGUUUAUUUAUUUAAUAAUAUUGUUUAUUUGUCAGCGAAUACACCAUCUUUAAUUUCUUGUUCAAA